GAAAAUUAGUGGAAGGGUGGCUGAAGCUUUUGAAAGCACUAACAGUUGUCUGCUUAAAAUAGUUUGGUAAUCUUCGCUAUGCAAUUGAGGGUGUUUGGUGAGAUAAUAAACAAAAUAAAUUUUGAUUUUAGUGCUUCUUCCACUAUGAUUUGUGGGUUUGACGUGUAAAGAUAUCUUCAGCUGCUUGUUUCAUUAUAAAUCCUGCUAGAUUGUGGGGUGUUUGUGCCUUGCAUUGAAGAAAAUGGAAAAUCCAAUGAGUUACACUUGCAUUCUUGUGUUUCUGGUUAUUCUGGGCAUUUCUGGGUUCAAUAGUGGAGUUAAUGGGGCUGGUGAAUGUGGGAAAUCUUCCCCUGAUAGGGAAGCUUUUAAGUUGGCUCCUUGUGCAAUAGCUGCACAAGAUGAGAAUGCUCCAGUCUCCAGCCAGUGCUGCCAAGCAGUUAAGACUCUUGGCCACAACCCUGCAUGCCUGUGUGCUGUUAUGCUGUCUAAUACAGCUAAGAGCUCCGGUGUCAAGCCAGAAAUAGCUAUAACCAUCCCCAAGCGUUGCAACCUUGCUGAUCGUCCUGUGGGUUACCGGUGUGGAGCUUACACAUUGCCUUGAAGAGUGAAGAAUGUAAGUUAUGAUGCCUGUGGUUGUAAAGAGGUUACUACUGGUUGUCUAGCUUGUGAAAUUGUGUUUACUUGUCAUCCAGGCAUCUGAAUAAUAUCAAAUAAUCUAUUGCCUUUGCUUAAC
Messenger RNA from Mangifera indica (mango), 733 nucleotides. Its product is annotated as putative lipid-transfer protein DIR1. The record is from RefSeq and is a predicted model, not a curated record. NCBI's taxonomy places the organism in Eukaryota, Viridiplantae, Streptophyta, Magnoliopsida, Sapindales, Anacardiaceae. Gene Ontology annotation, molecular function: fatty acid binding. The transcript is spliced from 2 exons. Gene Ontology annotation, biological process: systemic acquired resistance. The coding region runs from base 242 to 601 and encodes 119 amino acids.